This is a messenger RNA of Spirodela intermedia, 6070 nucleotides long. The record is from the annotation of a GenBank genome assembly. NCBI's taxonomy places the organism in Eukaryota, Viridiplantae, Streptophyta, Magnoliopsida, Alismatales, Araceae.
AUGGACGCGAAGAAGGCGUUGUUCCGGGCGAAGCUGAGGGAGGCGGCGCAGAAGCGGGAGAAACGCAUCGAUUCUCCUCUUGUGAGGUGCUCUAUCUGUUUACAUUCCUUUCUUGUCCUGCCGAGAGCUGUGGGUUCCGUUAGUAUUUAAUUUCUGGCGUGAUACUUUCUUGCAUAGCUUUUACUAAAAAGUUCAGUAUUUUUAGUUUCUUUUUCAUUCAAAUUCCUAUGCCUAAUUUAACAGACAAUGUGUGCGUAUUAUUGGUGGCGCUCAUGAUUUUUAACGAGAAGUAGUAAUCUGUUCUUCUUCCGAAACAGUGAUCUCUCUGGAAUGCCGUGUUUCAGACUCUGGGGUUUAUUUCUGAUUGCAUUUUCCUUUCUACCACGGCAUCCAAACCUAUAAUUUCCCCUUUUCUGAUUAUAUCUUAAGAAGAAGGAGAAAUUUAUUCUUGAUCAAAUUUUUUUAGAUGUGAUGUCUCAAUUAUACUCUUUACUAGGUUUACAGUCCGAGCGCUGAACGAGUCACCACGUUUCUGAUGAUUUUGGCACAUUUGUAAUGGUGACAUCUUAAAACGGAAUCCAAGCGUGGAAAUAAAGUAGACUUCUAGUUUGUCUUUGUUUUCUCAGGAUCACUGUUGGUGUGAUUACUGUGGCAUUACAGCUGCUUAAAAGGCGAAGAAACUAUGUUUGAGCAUUGCACUUCUAAAUCUAGAAAGUCGAUUACAAAUGUGUCAAAACACUAACUGUAAUUGUGAGGGAAAUGUAUAAAACACUCACUAUGAACAUUCUUCUUUCUCGUUGUAUAAGGUGCUUCUUUUGGGGAAAGAGAUUAUGUUAUUCAUGCGUUAUUAUUAUUUAUCACAACUUAAUGAGUGAUGGUGUUGAAAUUCGGUGAUGAAGUAUUUCAUAGGUGCAUUGAUAUAGAAGUGAAUAAAGCCAGACUUGUUUGAGCGGCCGCUGGGUCUUAAUCGACAUAAUUUUGUUUUUCUCAUUUUUCCUUUUGAUAUAUCCUCCUAGAUGGAUAAUAAAUUUAUUCGCAAAUGAGGAGACGAUUUUCCUUAGAUAUGGCUGUCUGGACCUUCUUAUUGCAGGUAUAAUGAAUAUGAUCAACCAGUUUGCAAGGUUUGCAAUGUUACAUUGAAGUCUGAAUCGCUUUGGCCAGCACAUCAAGUUUCCAGGAAGCAUCGUGAGGUGGAACCUUUUCCCUUUUUAGUGAAUAAAUUUAUUUAUUUAUUUGAGCAGUAUGUAUGUUAUAAAAUAAUCUUUAAGUAUUAGGCUAUGUUUUUAUUUAAAAUAAUUGGUUAUGCGCAUUUUCUUUACUUUUCAGCACUGUUUCUGAUAAAAAUGUUAUGAAUACGCUAAGUUUCUUAAAGUUCCCGAACAUAAAAAUGGAAUUGUCUUUACUGUGAGGAUGGGAGGUAGCAUAACUCCUGUACAUUCUCUAAGGUUGACACAUUCAUCAAAAGAAUAGCUUUGGCAUGCUAAGCAUGUAUUUAUAAAACUGCCCGCAAUGCUGCAUGCUAAGAUGAGAUGGGUUCUUAAAUGCAUUAUUAGUUCAUGUUGCAUGAAGAUUAGCCAUCAUAAUAAUCACGUGUCAAUAGAUGUUGACAUCAUAAAAUCAUUUCGUAAGUGUAUCAGCCUUACUCUACUCAGGAUCCAUUAUCUUUCUUACCCAACUUUGUACCGUACAGACGUUAUUAAUAAUCACCAAAUGCAAGAAAAGCCAGAUGAACCAAUUUCUCUGUUCAGGUGUCUGGGGUUUCGAGGAUUUCUUCUUCUCUGAUUGGGUUAGAGAAAGUUUUUGUGACAUAUGAUGGAUAGAGAUAUUAUGCUAGAUCAGUUGUUUUUUCCGGAGUCAUACAUUGGAUAAGGAGAAUGUAAUGAGGAGUCAUAUGGAGUUCAGUUAUAUGGGAGUCAUGUUGAAAAGCAGAUUGGAAGGGAGAUCUGAAUAAUUACUUUCGCUCAGGCCUUGAAGCUGGCCCUUGAUGAUGAUGGUUCAUGUCACCACAGACUUAAGUUUUGAAACUGAUGUUCACGAACUAUUUAGCUAUUAUUCGUUUGAACAUUUGAUGACUGGUUUGUUGUGUCAGUGCAUCUUAACAUGUUUGAACUCUAUUUGGUAAAGGUUAGUGCUACAGUGUUCCUUGGCUGUAUGAAGGAUAUCGAUUUGAAUAGCUGCAUGGUUCAUUGUUGAGUAGAGAUCGCUUGAAGGAAUCCAGUACUUGUGUGAUACUUCACUAUUUUUUGUUUCCUUUUAUCAACUUAUAUGUAAUCAUAAACUUCAAACCAAUGCUACAUAUAUGGUUAUAAAAAGUUAAGAGAAAGGAGCAAUGAAUGUAUCAGAUUUGGCUUCCUACCUGACCCAAAAUAUAUGGGAAGGGUAAUACAUUUUGUUUCUGAGCAUAUUUUUUUGUUGAGUUUCUACAGUAUUAAAAAUCACAAGUAAACUGAGGCGUCUGAGCUCCAUUUAUAUAAUGGUGAUUAAUAUUCAAAAUUUUAGUUUUAAUCUUUCGGGGAUUCCAAUUGUGUAUUUAACUGCUAUUGAGCUCUUCCAUAUGUUUUCACCUCAGAUUGGCAAUGUUUCUCGUGGGACAUUCUGUUUCUAUUCAAUUUUCGUUUUCCUUUCUAUGAAAUUCUUCUAUUUUAUUGUUAAGUAUGUCGUCAUUCUGAAGUCAAUAGGGUUACACAGUUUGUCAAUGCUUGUCGUAGAAAAAAAUUGGACCCUUGUUGAAAUUCGGUCGCUCAUGCAUUGCGGUUUGUGCAUUAUUACAGGCCAUUGAGAAUGUGAAAGCCCUUGCUACAGCACGAGACCACCAUAAUGUAAAGUCAGAUCGACAAAAAGACUUGGAGAAACCUCAGCCAUCAUCUAAAGUGGCUUCAGAAUUUUUUGAUAAACCUGAGAUAAAAAGACAAAAGAUAGGUAAGUGGAGCAAUUGUGAAAAAAAAUGCUUCUCCAGUUUUUAUUUUUAUUUUUUUGUUAGUAUGGAUGUACGAGGGUUUUUCUGUUGCUAUGACAUUUCCAGGUAGUGCUUAUCUAUUUUCCAGGGUUUUGUUAGUAUCGAUUCCGUGCUCAUUUUCUGAGCUUAUUUGCUUCACUUCGAAUCGUCUCAAGUUUAACUGAUCUGUUGCUUCACUUCUGAGCUCAUCUUCUGAGUUUAUUCAGCAUAGUUUUUCGGCCCUUUCAGUAACCAUUUCCCAACUCAAAGUGACAUUUCUUCCCUAAAGAGCCUUUCUAUACAUCUGAAAUUUGAUUAGCAAGAGAUUACAAAAGAGUCUGAAUGGUAGUGCGAUUGCACUGCUACUGUCACAAGUUCUCUAUGGAAAACAGUUUAGAUACAUUUGUUUACGUGAAGAUUAUCAUUUCAGUUGUACCGAAGAAAAAGAAUACUUUAAUGCAAUAUUUGGCUAUCUCUCCCAUGUCUUUGUCUUGGUGUUUCAUGAGUUUUCAUCUUUCUCUCCUUGGUAUCUCCUCACCGCAUCCUCCUUGGAAAGAAUAGGAACCGCCAUCUGUAUGGUAUGUGAACCUCUUUUAAGUUGGAUAGGGUGGCUACGUGGGCUCCGUUUUGAACAGCCAUGUGUGCAUCUUCUUUGAAGAGGGGUGAGAUUUUCCAGAAAGAUGAGCAUGUCAUUAGGCUUGCGUUGGAGAUAUCAAGGGGAUUUUCAAGACUUUUCAUCCCUUAUUGGCGGAUUAGGAAAGCUGCAACUGUUACUCUCUUCUCUACCCCCUUAGGGCUUCCUUUGUCUGGUCUGCUGCCCAUUGCAUCCCUAUUCCUUGCUGCACGAAGGGAGCCUAGAUUGUUGGGACCCUUCAUCCAUGGGACGGCUUGCAAUAUUCAGUACCCCCUGUGAAAUUGUAAAUCUUUGGUGAAUUUUAUAUUUCCUCAACCAACUUUACUAUCUAAUUUCUUCUAAACCUACUUUUGUAGGCCAUAAUAGUUCACUCUCAGGCACAUCUAUUCUCAAAGUUCCUGGCGACCUCUUCUCCAAUCAAGAAGAGUGUACCAGGAUUUCACAAGAUGGAAAGUCACCAGUGGCAUUUACCUAAGUUACUCCUUUAGAUAAGUUCAAUGGAGGUAGGGAAUUUAAUUAGAACAGAGGAAGAUAAUCCCUGAUCAAAAGAAACAUCUUAUAAACAGAAAUUCCAGACCUUUGGUUCGCUGCAGAUUAUUGGAUUCUUAGUACCCAAUUUUAAAUGCAAAUAAUUAUAUCAACACCCAAGAUUGAUACAAUGCACCAUGCCCAAGACUGAAUGUCACAUUGUAGAAUACUUUAUCUUGAGUCAUCUGAAAUGUGGUAUUUUUUAAUAUGUAUGCCACUUGUAUGUCCCUGCAUGAUCCUCAUUACAGAGGCUUCAAACUACUUUCUUCACAGAAAUCUCAAUCGUUCAUUGCAUAUCUGGGUAUCUGCUCUUCUGUUGCACCAUCUGAUGCGGUUUCUUUUGUUCAUUAAGGUGGAGAAGAAAGUUCAACCGUUGAAUUCGCCGUGACUAGAUCACAGAUCGAGGCAUCAUCUUCGACCAAUCAGGAAUCAAGGAAAGUUGGUAGUUCAGAAAGCAAGCAAGCAAAAGGGUCCCUUCCUGAUGGCUUCUUCGACAAGGAAAUAAGUGCAAGUGAGCAGUCUGAACCCAUGGCUCAGCCAUUCAAAAGGGUAGACGCCCCAACAGCAAGAAAAGUCAAGGGUGUUCUACCUGAGGGUUUCUUCGAUGACGGCAAUGCAAUGAAUGAGAACAUCUCUUGGCAGCCCAGUCAACCAUCAACAGUGACAGAUGUCUCUGAGGUGAAGCAAGCGAAAGGAGCUCUUCCUGAAGGAUUUUUUGAUAAUAAAGAUGCAGAUCUCCGUGCACGUGGCAUCCAACCAGUUAAGGUUGACAUCAGGUAAGUAUCUUUUUUCGUUGUUGUCUAUGAUCCCUCACAGAGACGGUUCAUACUAUUUUUAAUUUUUUUUUUUGGUUGUCUGCGCCGCACCCCAUUAAUGUAGAAUCUUAGGACUUCCAAAAAAAUCCACUCAAGUUCGAAGAAUCUUCUUGCUACAAAGACUCGAAGCCGCUCCCUCACUCUAGAGCAUUAAGAAAUAUGUGUACUUUGCUGGGAAGCUCUGGAAACUAGCAGAUUUCAUUGUUCUAUUCAUUCCAAAUAGGAAAACUUUAAGCUAGCUAUCUUUCCGUUUCCAUGGUCGAUCUUACAUACAUAGUGGUGGCAUGAAAGGGUCUUUAGGUUGUUUCCUAGUACUACCAACAGGGUUCUUGGAUUGGAUUGGAAUUCGGAUGAUGAAUAUGACGCAAUAAUAAUAAUAAUAAUAAUAAUUAUUAUUAUUAUUUCCUUAAUAGACCAUGAGGAUUUAGAAAAAUAUUUCCAGAAUAGUAGGAAUCCCAAUAUACAAGUAAUUCAUAAGGGACAGACUGUUUCUUGUUCGCAUUGGGAUUUGAGAAGACUUCUACUUCAGCAUACUGUUGGGUCAGAUUAAUAGUGAUCUGAAGAUGGUUUAUAUUGCUUUUUGUUCUCUGCUGCUCCAUAACUUGAUGGUUCUAGGGACCCAACAUCUCAAACUCUAAAACCUUGUUCCUCCCAAACUCAGUGAUGCGUACAAGGAGUUUGAGAAGGAAAUUCAGGACGACUUGCUAGAGGUGGACGAUCGCCUCGAAGAAGAGGAGGUGGAAUGCUCAUCACUGCCUGUUCUUCAACUGUACAUUGCUUGCAUAUUUUCCAAGUGUCUAUCUGUUUUUGUACUGAUACCAUCCAUCCACACCCCUCCUGCAGAUUGAUGCUGCCGAGAUGAGACAGGAAUUUGAGCGCGUGGAGCAGAGGUGGUGCCUCCUCCCCCAGCUUUCCAUAUAUUUUGUUCUAUCUCUGUAUGGUCCCCUGGUAGAGCGCCCCCCAUUUAUCCUCUUGAUUCCUCACAGGGAAUAUAGAGAGAGAGUGGAAAUGGUGAAGAAGAGGCUCAUGGAGGCCAAGGCUGUGCAGAAUGCCAGAGGUCAGAAGAGGCCUGCUUUCAUGCGCCACGAGUCCAGCGACGAAUCCUCCACCGAUGAAGAGGAGACUUUCGCAGUAGACUGGAGAGCAAAGCAUCUAUGA